AUGUUGAAACAAACAGAUACUCCUGAGACUGUGCGUCUGUCUCACUCCAUCAAUGAUGAAGAGAGAAAAUAUGUGACGGCGAGGAAGACUCUGAUUAAGAAGUGGCUGAAAGGUCAGGGUAUCGACUGUGAACUGGAGGAUGUUCCUAACAUAGCGUUGCUGGGGUCAGGUGGAGGAGAGAGGGCAGCAGUGGGCAUGCUGGGAUCUCUGCAUCAGCUGGCACAGGACAACCUGCUGGGCAGCCUCCUCUACAUGUGUGGGGUGUCAGGCACCACCUGGUGCAUGUCAUCCCUGUACAGCGAUCCAGAUUGGUCGCUGAAUAAGCGUUGUGAUGAGGUGAUAGAGAAGCUGAAGGGUCCUACGGUGGACUUGACCAAGACUGUUAACCGGCUGAAGUCGAGGAAAGAAGAAAACCAGGACUUCAACCUCACUGACUUCUGGGGCGCAUUCAUUGCAUCCUAUUUCAUGAAAGAGAUAAACACUCGCUGUCUCUCUGAAGAAGCUCACAGGAACAGCACCAACCCCUACCCCAUUUACAGCGCCAUAGAACUGGACUGCAACCGACUGGAUUACACUAAAGAGGUGUGGUUUGAGAUGACCCCCCACGAGAGUGGUUUCUCCGGAUUGGGCGCUUUCGUCCCCACUUCCUGUCUCGGAAGCAAGUUUGAAGGCGGGACUCUGAAAGAGAAGAGGAACGAAAUGGACAUGGUUCUGCUGCAAGGGCAGGACAGCAUGAUGUUGAUGUCUGGGAGAGGGAGGGAGGUAGAGGAGGUGUGUGAGUGUGUGCCCUCCCGAGUGGUGCGUUGUGUGUCUAAGCUGAUGCAGUACGCUGAGGACCCAGAUGCACUGAUGAAGGCAUGGGAAGUCAUCACCACACUGGGACAGCUACUGAAUGGUCAUGUGAGCAGUAAGGGCGAGAUGCUGUGGAACAUGGACUCUGAGAGGUGGAAGAGAACCAGCCUGGUGGAGAGAAAGGAGUUCAUAGAGACAGUCAGUCUGGAGAUCAUCCUCACCUCAGACAAAUGGACAAAAGACUGGGAGGACCAGCGCUGCAUCUGCAACGGUAACGAUGAAGGGAGGCACGGGGUGACGAUGGAAAUAAGGGAGUCGUUUGUCAUGUCAUCAUCCAACCAGAGAGCAAGAAACGGCAGGUCCCCCUUCCCCAGAUUAGGGGAUGCUAAAGAUCUGACUAGCAUGGCGUCCAAAGAGAAGAUUCACCUGAUAGACGCAGGGUUAAAGAUCAAUUCUCCCUACCCCCCCAUCCUGCGCACAGAGAGGGAUGUCGACCUCAUCAUCUCCUUGGACUUCAGCGCGGGAGACCCCUUUGAGACGGUGUUUAGUGCUAAACAGUACGCGGAUGAGCUGAAGCUCCCCUUUCCCCCGGUGAAGGAGAGUGUGAGGAAGGAGAAAGACCAUCCUCAGGACUGCUACGUUUUCCAGGGGCGACGCCCUGAAGAGCCCACCAUCAUGCACAUGCCCCUGUUCAACCUGCAGAACUGCCAAGAUGAGGAGGAGAUUAAGAAGGAGAGGGAGAAGUACACAACGUUCCAGCAGCCCUACGGUGUGCCUGAGAUCGACCACCUCCUGGAGAAGGCCAAGGACAACUUGAAGAACAACAGAGACAGGAUCCUGGGACAGAUCAUUAUGGCUGUCCAACGCAGAAAGAAUCGCAAGUCAGUGGCUCAACGUUACUACCUGAUGCCCAUUGGCUCCAACCCCAAUCCUAUGGGGCCAAUCAGCAUGCAGUAUUGGCCACAGCUGACUCCAGGACAGACUGGUAGUCCUUGGGGAUAUUACCACGCCCAGCAACAGAAUGGCAGUCCUUGGGGAUACCAUCAGGCACAGCAACCGUCCCAAGUACCCGCCCAGGGACAGAAUGUACCACCUCCCCCUAUGGCUUUCCCCGGGUAUUUCCUGCUUCCCAUGGCCUGUGCUGCCUCCCCUCUCCCACAACACAACACCCCCUAUGUACUACCCCAGACCCCGACAUACUAG
Messenger RNA from Salvelinus namaycush (lake trout), 1995 nucleotides. Its product is annotated as cytosolic phospholipase A2 gamma-like. Gene Ontology annotation, biological process: glycerophospholipid catabolic process. The record is from RefSeq and is a predicted model, not a curated record. Gene Ontology annotation, molecular function: calcium-dependent phospholipid binding; calcium ion binding. The transcript has 14 exons. Lineage: Eukaryota; Metazoa; Chordata; Actinopteri; Salmoniformes; Salmonidae. Gene Ontology annotation, cellular component: nuclear envelope; nucleoplasm; cytosol. The coding region runs from base 1 to 1995 and encodes 664 amino acids.